AUGCAAGAGAUUAUGAAGUGGGCUGACCUUGACCGUGGAGCUAAGAGCACCCUCGUGUUCGCUGCAGUUGCGGAUAUGGAGGCGAUUGGUGAUUGGACUUCUAUUCCAAGUGGUCCUAGCACCGACAUAAAAGUCACGCUAGUCGUGGAAAAGCGCCUCCUUCCCUCCUCGCAAAGCUGGAAUUGCAUCAGAUUCCCCAAGAUACUCCUCCAUAGCUCUGAGUCCUUCCAACACACUCCAAAUCCGAUUAGCUCCCAUCAGCGUGGACCGCUUUCCAUCACCCGUGCUUAUGGAUAG
Molecule: messenger RNA, 297 nt
Organism: Hydatigera taeniaeformis
Lineage: Eukaryota; Metazoa; Platyhelminthes; Cestoda; Cyclophyllidea; Taeniidae
Source: the annotation of a GenBank genome assembly